Sitodiplosis mosellana (orange wheat blossom midge) is the source of this 1109-nucleotide messenger RNA. Its product is annotated as 3-hydroxyacyl-CoA dehydrogenase type-2-like. The transcript has 4 exons. Gene Ontology annotation, molecular function: estradiol 17-beta-dehydrogenase [NAD(P)+] activity. The record is from RefSeq and is a predicted model, not a curated record. NCBI's taxonomy places the organism in Eukaryota, Metazoa, Arthropoda, Insecta, Diptera, Cecidomyiidae. Gene Ontology annotation, cellular component: mitochondrion. Bases 206 to 982 code for a protein of 258 amino acids. Gene Ontology annotation, biological process: androgen metabolic process; fatty acid metabolic process; estrogen metabolic process.
UACAUUUGAAUUGUCCACAACGGUAAUACGUUCAUCUAGACACUUUGAACAAAGAAUGACACUGACGUUUGAUGUUCUAUAAACAACGUGGUGUCAAAUGUUGACUCUAACCAAAAAUCUCAUUCAAAUUCACUUGCCGCACAUUUUUUGUGGAAAAACAUAGAAAUACUUAGGGAAAUACGAGCUCUUCAAUAAGAUCAAUAAAAUGUUCAAGAAUUUGGUAACUCUAGUAACUGGAGGAGCAGCUGGACUUGGACGAGCUACAGCCGAACGAUUUGUGAAGAAAGGUUCACAAGUGGUGAUUUGUGAUUUACCUACAUCAAACGGUGCUGAAGUUGCUAAAAAUUUGGGAGAGAAUGCUUUUUACGUGCCAGCCGAUGUAACUUCAGAGGAACAAAUUCAAAAUCUCGUCGAUGAAAUAUCCAAAAAGCAUGGCAAACUAAAUGUUCUCGUAAAUUGUGCUGGACUCUGUAACGCAUAUGUCACAUACAAUUUUAAAACCGGCAAGCCGAGGACAUUGGAAGAUUUCCAACGCGUUUUGAUGACAAAUGUCUUAGGAACAUUGAAUGUAACUCGAUUAGCUGCUGGAUUAAUAGCUCGAAAUGAGCCCGAUGAAAAUGAUUUGCGCGGAGUCGUUAUAAAUACAUGUGGUACCGAAGCAUUCAAUGCGGUAAGUGGUCAAGUAGCGAGUGCCGCUGCUGCUGGAGCAAUUCACAGUUUUACCGUACCACUUGCGCACGACCUCGGAGAGCGUGGCAUUCGAGUGGUAUCAAUUGCGCCUGGUAUGUUUCGAACAGAAUUGAUCGAUCAAUUACCGACUGAAACGGAGGAAGCUAUCACAUCGGAGUGCAUACUGGCACCGAACAGAUUGGGCCAUCCAGAUGAAUUCGCCCAUGUUGUACAGUCAAUUGUAACGAAUCCAUACAUCAAUGCAACCACUAUUGAAAUAUCCGCGGGGCUCAGUUUGAGCAUGAAUCCAUAGUUAGUUAAUUAAGUUAGUCCAACAUUUGAAUAAAAACUAAAAGUCAACAAAAUCAUUUGUAUUUGACAAAUACUAUUUGUUAAUAUUAUUUUGAAAAAAAUGAAUAAAUUGCAUCUAUUAAUAUUCA